This is a messenger RNA of Puma concolor (puma), 2259 nucleotides long. RefSeq names its product protein phosphatase 1 regulatory subunit 15B (gene PPP1R15B). Gene Ontology annotation, molecular function: protein phosphatase regulator activity. The record is from RefSeq and is a predicted model, not a curated record. Gene Ontology annotation, cellular component: protein phosphatase type 1 complex; endoplasmic reticulum. Gene Ontology annotation, biological process: response to endoplasmic reticulum stress. NCBI's taxonomy places the organism in Eukaryota, Metazoa, Chordata, Mammalia, Carnivora, Felidae.
AUGGAGCCGGCAGCAGACGGGUCUCGGCCACGGCCAGCCUCUCGGCCGGGCCCCCGGAUCCGGCUGCCUUUCUUCUUCCCUCGACGCCCGCAGCCCGGCACCUCCAAGUUGCCCACGCCUCCUGCCCCGGAACACUCCGGGGACCCCAGACUUGCUGCUUCCCCCCAGCCUCGGACCAGCUACUGGGUGAAGCUGCUUUCCCAGCUCUUCGCGCCACUCCCCAGCCUGCUUCAGAAGCUGCUGGUUUGGAGCCAGCUUUUCGGAGAGAUGGUUCCGACCAGAUGGCUAGAUUUUGCUGGAGGGUCCAGCGCCCUGAGGGCCCUGAAGGCUCGGGAGGACCCAGCCGCGCCCCCCGCGCAGAAAUCUUUGAGUUCGCUGCGGCUCGACCCCUCGGACGACUCUGGUGCCAGCCCCCUCAAUUGGCUGGAGGAGGGGAUCCACUGGCAGUGCUCGUCUUUAGAUCUAACAUCGGAACUCAAAGCCAAGGCUGGAGCCCUGGACCCCGCGGCACACGCUUUUCUGUUAGAGCACCAGCUGUGGGGAGUGGAGCUGUUGCCCAGUGGCCUUCAAGGCCAUCUUUGCUCGGACCGGGAACUUGGCUCUUUGCCCUCCGGGCCUCCAAACGUUAAGCGUGUAAGCAGUUUCGGCGUGGUCUCCUAUUUGUUGAACCCCUCCUAUCUGGACUCCCUGCCCCGGGUGGGGCUCGGCUAUCAGAGCGGCGUGGGAAGUGGCGAGCUAGUUGAUUUCCAGACCCUCAGCCCCGAGAGCAGCUGUGUGACUGAGGCCCAUGACCCUCCCCAGCCACUGAAGGCAGAGAUCACUUGCGCUUCAUGGCGGGGAUGUCCGCCCCUUUCUAGAGAGGGCCUGCCCGAAAUCCACCAUCUUCGCAUGAAACGGCUGGAAUUCCUCCAGCAGGCCAGCAAGGGGCAAGCGUUACCCAGCCCAGACCAAGAUCAUGGCUACCACAGUCUGGAGGAGGAGCACAGCUUGCUCCGGAUGGAUCCGCAACCCGGCGGAGACAGUCCCACACAGUGUGUUCCCUCUGCUGGAGCCGUUCCCGGAACCGCCCAGAAACCGGGAACCGAGGAGGAAGUCGCGUUGGUGACCACAGAGGACCCGCUUGCUGUGGAGAAACCAGGGCCUUCAGAAGGCUGUCCAUCUCGUGAGGUACCGGUGGAAAAAGAGCCUGGCGAGGACCAAAUAAGUGUAGUUGACUCCUCGGACCUAGAGGAUGACAUUCCCUUAUCCUCGAGACCAGCCUGUAGCAACAGGUUGAUAGAUUACAUUUUGGGAGGCGCAUCCAGUGACCCGGAAACAAGUUCUGAUUCCGAAGGUGAGGGUUGGGAUGAGGAGGCUGAGGAUGAUGGUUUUGAUAGUGAUAGCUCAUUCUCAGAAUCAGACCUUGAACAAGACUCUGAAGGGCUUCAGCUUUGGAACUCUUUCUAUAGCGUAGAUCCGUAUAAUCCCCAAAACUUUACGGCAACAAUUCAGACUGCUGCCAGAAUUGUUCCUGGAGCCCCUUCUGACUCCGAGAAGGAUUUGUCUGACAAGUCUGAUCUAGAGAAUUCUCCCCAGACCGGAAGCCUUCCCGAGUCUCCUGACCAGAAUUCUGGGGAGGAAGAGGACUGGGAAUCUAGUGCAGAUGAAGCAGAGAAUCUCAAACUGUGGAAUUCUUUCUGUAAUUCCGAUGACCCCUACAACCUUUUAAAUUUUAAGGCUCCUUUUCAAACAUCAGGGAAAAUUUGGAAAGGCCGUUGCGACCCAGAGAGGCCGUCUGAGCCCGCUGCGGCCAUUUCGGAGUAUCACACCUUACUUUCUUGUGAGGUGCACCUGUUAGGGAGCCGAGAAACCGAAGGUCCAGACUUGGGACAGGGUGGGGUUCUUUCUGGACAAAGACACACGCGUAUCAAGAGGAAAAAGGUAACCUUCCUUGAAGAAGUUACUGAGUAUUAUAUAAGUGGUGAUGAGGACCGCAAAGGACCAUGGGAAGAAUUUGCACGGGAUGGGUGCAGGUUCCAGAAACGAAUUCAAGAAACAGAAGAUGCUAUUGGAUAUUGCUUGACAGUUGAGCACAGAGAAAGAAUGUUCAAUAGACUCCAGGAAACAUGCUUCAAAGGACUUACUGCUUUCAAGCAAUGUUAAGAUGGUUUGACAGCCUCUAACUCGAGCAUACACUACCUCUUAUUUGAGAGGUUUCUUUUAAAAACAAAAUUUGGCAGCUGUCCUUUUUUUUUUAGAGGAUAUGCAACUUGGACCCAG